This is a messenger RNA of Cryptomeria japonica (Japanese cedar), 1272 nucleotides long. RefSeq names its product transcription factor MYB8. NCBI's taxonomy places the organism in Eukaryota, Viridiplantae, Streptophyta, Pinopsida, Cupressales, Cupressaceae. The transcript is spliced from 3 exons. The record is from RefSeq and is a predicted model, not a curated record. The coding region runs from base 33 to 908 and encodes 291 amino acids.
UUAAUGAAAUCCCAUCUGUGGAAGAGAAGAAAAUGGGCCGACGUCCCUGCUGUGAUAAAAUGGGAGUAAGGAAAGGUCACUGGACUCCUCAAGAGGAUAAAAUACUCGUUGAUUUUAUUCACAAAAAUGGCCCUGGGAAUUGGCGUGCGCUCCCUGAGCAAGCAGGACUUCUGAGAUGCGGUAAAAGUUGUCGCCUGCGGUGGAUUAAUUAUUUGAGAGCAGACAUUAAACGAGGAGAUUUUAGUUCCCAAGAAGAAGCUGCCAUUAUUCAACUUCACAAACUUUUGGGCAACAGGUGGUCUAUAAUUGCUUCGCGCUUGCCUGGAAGAACAGAUAAUGAGAUUAAGAACCUGUGGAACACCCACUUGAAAAAGCGUCUUGGAAACGAUUCAAGUUCGGGACAAAUUUUGAUUUCCAUGCAGGAGAGUACAUCGACGAAGGAAGUUGCACAUGCAAACAAUUUGUCUCUCACAUUUCCAAGCCAAUUAAAAGAUUCGCCGCCUGAUUUUCCCAACACAGUGUUCCAUUCAUUUUAUGAUUCUCACAAAAUGUCAAGCGAAAUUUUUCAGUCUGAUUGUCUAAAUUCUUCUGCUGGCUGCAAACAACAUUCAUCAACUGUUGCAGAUGAUCUUUUAAUGGAUGAGACGUUUGUCUUGAAAGAUGAAGAAAGAUGGUUGGCAAAGCAAAACCAGAACUUAAGCUCAAUAACCACAUCUGGAAUAUUUUGUGAGAGCAGCUCAAACAUGGAAGCUCAGUAUUUCAUGUCUUCCUAUCUAGAAGAUGAUUUAUUGAGUUGCAUGGAUGAUGCAGGCACAAAUACCCAGUCGCUGCCGAAUAUGAAGAUGGAGGGUAAUGAUGAUGGUUCUGAUUGCACAGAUUAUUGGUUCAAGGUUUUGAGGCAAAUCUAGCCACCGCUUCCUCAAGUUUGAUAUGUUCUCCUUACAAUAAAAUGUUUCUUCAUGGGUAUUCGAAAGCAAUUAAACUCCAUUUCCACGUACCUUGUUUAACCAGGCUUUUUAUAUAUUAGAAAGGCUGUAGCUAGGAAUCCCACCCUAAUGUACAAUGGGCAUGCCCAUAGCAAUGCAUAAAAGAAUGUAAUUUGUAUAAAUAGCUAAACUAUAAUGAUAAGAGUAAAGUAGAGCACUUUAUGAAUAAGUUUGAUAGAAUACUUAUUUAUAUUUAAUUAAUCUAUUUGUGAUUUUCAUUUUGGUUUUGAAAGUUACACAUGUAUAAUUUUUCAUAUGAAGAGGGGAGAGUAUUGGUUAUUGUCAA